AUGGAAAACGAACGCAAGAACAAUCUGAACGGGAUGGAGAUGGAAAAGGGAAAGAAACAGAGUGGUUCGAGAAAAGGAGUUGAGCUAUCGAUGAGAGUGUUAGCGUUGGUUCUAACAAUGGUAGCUGCAACAGUACUUGGCGUCGCAAAACAGACCAAGAUUGUGCCUAUUAAGCUUAUUCCAACUUUGCCUCCUCUUAAUGUCUCUACCACUGCCAAAUCCACUGACUUGUCUGCCUUUGUGUUCAACAUUUCGGCAAACGCUAUAGCUUGUGGAUACACAGCGAUCUCGAUAGUGAUUAUGAUGAUUAGCAAAGGCAGAAGCAAAGGCUUGUUAAUGACACUUCUGGUAGGAGAUCUAGUAAUGGUGGGUUUGCUGUUUUCCGGCACCGGAGCGGCCGGAGCAAUCGGGCUAAUGGGUAUGCAAGGGAACAAACAUGUGAUGUGGAAGAAAGUUUGUAACGUUUUUGGGAAAUUCUGUCACCAAGCUGCUGCUUCCGUUGCCGUCACUUUUCUUGCUUCACUUGUGUUUAUGCUUCUUGUUGUUCUUGAUGCGAUGAAGCUUCCUUGA
Molecule: messenger RNA, 570 nt
Organism: Microthlaspi erraticum
Lineage: Eukaryota; Viridiplantae; Streptophyta; Magnoliopsida; Brassicales; Brassicaceae
Source: the annotation of a GenBank genome assembly